CGAGCCUUCCCGGCCGGGACCCUCGCGCCGCCGCCCGGCCGUGAGGUACCGCCGGACCCGCCCCUCCCUCAUGCAGUCCGUGGCUUUGGUGGAAGAAGAAUCCAGUCUAUAUGUGCCGCCCUACUCUCGGGAAGAAUGACAGAUGACAAAGAUGUGCUUCGAGAUGUGUGGUUUGGGCGAAUACCGACAUGCUUCACGCUCUAUCAGGAUGAGAUAACUGAAAGAGAAGCAGAACCGUAUUAUUUGCUUUUACCAAGAGUGAGCUACCUUACGCUCGUAACUGACAAAGUGAAAAAGCACUUUCAGAAGGUUAUGAGACAAGAGGAUAUUAAUGAAAUAUGGUUUGAGUAUGAAGGCACCCCACUGAAAUGGCAUUAUCCCAUCGGUUUGCUCUUUGACCUACUUGCAUCAAAUACAGCCCUUCCUUGGAACAUCACCGUGCACUUUAAGAGCUUUCCUGAGAAGGACCUUCUGCACUGUCCAUCCAAGGAUGCUAUUGAAGCCCAUUUUAUGUCUUGUAUGAAGGAGGCCGAUGCUUUAAAGCACAAGAGUCAAGUCAUCAAUGAAAUGCAGAAGAAAGACCACAAGCAGCUCUGGAUGGGAUUACAGAAUGACAAAUUUGACCAGUUUUGGGCCAUUAACCGGAAGCUCAUGGAGUAUCCUGCAGAAGAUAAUGGAUUCCGGUACAUCCCAUUUAGAAUUUAUCAGGCAACAACUGAGCGGCCUUUCAUUCAGAAAUUAUUUCGUCCAGUUGCUGCGGACGGGCAGGUGCACACUCUCGGAGAUCUCCUCAAGGAAGUUUGUCCUUCUGCAAUCGUUCCUGAAGACUCUGAACAGAAGCAGCAAGUGAUGAUCCAUGGAAUUGAACCGAUGCUGGAGACCCCUCUGCAGUGGCUGAGCGAGCACCUGAGCUACCCUGAUAAUUUUCUCCACAUCAGUAUCGUUCCCCAGUCCACGGAUUGAAGGAUUCCCCUGAUGCCCCACCCACCCACUUAUCCCCCCACCCCCGCCUGCCCUGACCCUUCUGACUCCUUGAAGCCCCCAACCCUGGAAUCGACACAGAAUGUGUCAGCCUCUGACUUCAGGGGGGCUCCAGGGACAACGGCAGGCAGGGGCAGCCUGACCUGUCAAGUUUCCAGGCUGCAGCCACCAUACAGGAAGGAGGAGCCUUCUCCAGAUAAGGGCAGUUGGGCUGGUCUUUCUUCGCAGCACCUCUGUCCUCCUCCCUCCUCCUUCCAACUUUGCCUCCUCCUCCUCCAUCUCCUACUCCUCCUCCUCCCAUUCCUCCUCCCCUCCCUCCUUUCCACCCCUUCUGCCGUCAUUAAACCUCAGCUGCAACGUGAAAACCUUCAUGGGGCCACGGCGAGUCUUCUGUUUUUCUGUAAAAUAGCAGCUGAAACCGGCGGAGGGAGUGGAUAUGGAACAAGGGCCCCUCACUGUGGGUCUCUGAUUAGCAAAUAAACUGGGGUAUCCCCUAAUGGGACCGGGGUUGAACUUGAGGUCGAGGCAGUGGAAACAUCGGUUAAAUUUUCAAGAGAAUCAGGCGCAAGAAAGUAAAAGAGAGAUUCUGUUGUCAAAAAGUUGCAGUAAUUUUUUGUAAAAGAUCCAAUUACAGUAAGCCCGUCUCUCCUCGGUGAAAGUUUCCUAUGUUUACAGUGUGUCUAUUGGUAUGCAAACAUCUUUUAACUUUGAUACUGAGCAGUGAGAGAGAUUUUUCAAUAAAACAGUGAACCAUGUCUUGUCACUGUAGAACACGCACAGUUUUGUCACUCGCCAAUCUUUUCUGACUUGUUCGGAGCCCGUCACUGUUUCCACUGCUUGGGCUCGCAUUUGAGCUGGUGGUGGUGUUCAGGGUUCAGGCCUCAGGAGUAGACAGACCUGUCCUGGGAACUGCCGUAGCUAAUCUUGCUGUCGCGUCCGAGGCCUUUCUGUUAAUAUCUUUUCUUUCCCCAGUAGGAAUGUCAGAAGGAGUCACAGGGCAUUCUUGUUGCAGUUCUCUUCAUGGCCCUGGGCUGAGAGCUGUCAAGUCUCAGUGUGAUAGACAGACGUCCUGGACCCUUCUGCCUACCAGAAAGCCGUGUCUUUUCCGAGCUCGCGUUUUCCUUACCUCUGACCCCACUCCCAGGUGGGUUCUCUUGGUGGCUCACCUGGGGAAGCUUUGAGACCACUCCAGGCCUCUCCCCGUCGGGGAGAAUUACGAGAGCUUUCUAGAACUGUACCAAACAAUGAAUGUCCUUGUGCCACCUGGCUUCCUAUCCUGUUCGGGACACUUUUUGUGCUGUGCUUUUUAUCACCCAGCCGCUGACCAAUGCUGGGCGGCGCUGGCGACCCGACCACCGUACCUGCCCCCGGCACUCUCCCUCCCCCCGAGUGCCGGCCUUUUGACCAGGGUCGAUAGGCAACUCUGAAGCAGAGGUGGCCUGUCCCUCUGAAAGUUAGGAAAGCGUGGAAUUUCCCCGUGAGCUGCUUGUGUCUCCUGCGUGCACUCGCUGUAAUCACUCUGGGCGUAGUGAAAGGCCGUUUCUGUGAGGCAAGCUGGAUCUGGUCAGAGGGGCUUUUUGCUGAGGAGACGGGGCCCGCACAGACGGGCAAGGAAGGCUCAUUAGCCAGGGCCAGGAAAUGAGCAAGCGGCAUGGUGGGAGAGCCAAGAGAGAGCAGCAGAAUGCCUCAAUUCUUUCAGGAUUAAGGGAUAUUAAAAAACAAACCUCAAAAACACAUUGACUUGGGUUUAUGCAAAAAGAGGUCAGACCACAGAGGAUUGUUCAAGUUAAGUAUUUUUCCUCAUCUUCAGUUUGGGGGUUUUCCCCAGGUGAUUUUGACUGACUGUCUUGCACCUUCAUGAGCCAAAGGGUCAAAACGCUUCUGUGGAUAGUAGUAGUAGUAGUAGUAGUAGUAGCAUUUAUUAAGCGCUUAUUGUGUGCAGAGCACUGCGCUAAGUGCUGGAAAGGCUGAAAACCAUUGUAGAGAGAAAGAGAGAGAGAGGUGGUGUCCCAGUGAGUGGGUUCAGAGAGCAGAAACAGCAGCAAUUAAUAUAUUGAGUGCUUACUAUGUGCAAACCACUGCACUAAGCACCUGGGAGAGUACAAUAUAACAGAGUUGAUAGACAUGUCCCUUGCCCACAGUGAACUUAUAGAGGGGGAGACUGACAUUAAUAUAAAUAAAUUAUGGAUAUGUACAUAAGUGCUGUAGGGAUGGUAACAUUUUACUUGGCAAGGCAAAAGAACUUGCCUCCCUGAAGUCGAAUGAGGAACAGACGUAGACCAGGCUUGAAGUUCAGCGGCCCUUUUGGCCUUGGCCUGCGAAAGCAGGUUUGGCUUCUGGGUCCCAGCAGUUGGGACGUACCACGCUGGCCUCCAGCUCUUUCGCCGCUUGUGAGUCAAGCCCCAGGACGCAGUCAUGGAACAAAGACAAAAUGCAGUGCUUGGCUUUGAUAUCUAUUUUUGUUUCUUUUUAUUUGACUAUUUAAAUUUUACGGUUUAUUAAAAAAUGAAAUGAA
Messenger RNA from Tachyglossus aculeatus (Australian echidna), 3496 nucleotides. It is a transcript of the gene ATG5, whose product is annotated as autophagy related 5. Gene Ontology annotation, cellular component: phagophore assembly site membrane; Atg12-Atg5-Atg16 complex; cytoplasm. The transcript has 8 exons. NCBI's taxonomy places the organism in Eukaryota, Metazoa, Chordata, Mammalia, Monotremata, Tachyglossidae. The record is from RefSeq and is a predicted model, not a curated record. Gene Ontology annotation, biological process: cellular response to nitrogen starvation; nucleophagy; autophagy of mitochondrion. The coding region runs from base 136 to 963 and encodes 275 amino acids.